GCAGACCACAUCGAUGCCGGCCGGGCCUUAGCACGCGUUUCUUCCAUGCAGACUCGAAUCUAUGGACAAUUGUGACAUAAAAUGACAGACUACGGCGAGGAGCAAAGGAAUGAACUAGAAGCAAUAGAGUCCAUCUACCCAGACUCAUUUACAGUGCUCUCUGAUGCACCCACAAGCUUCACCAUCACAGUUACCUCUGACACAGGAGAAAAUGAAGAGACGCUGGAGCUGACCCUUAAGUUUACAUAUGUGGAGAAAUAUCCAGACGAACCCCCCCUCUGGGAGAUCUUCUCACAGGAGAACCUGGAAGAUUCAGAUGCAGAAGAAAUUCUAACACUUUUGAAACAACAGGCCGAAGAAAAUCUAGGAAUGGUGAUGAUAUUCACAUUAGUGACCGCUGUGCAGGAGAAACUAAAUGAAAUAAUCGACCAGAUCAAAAGCAGACGAGAAGAGGAGAAGCAAAGAAAACAAAAGGAGGCCGAAGAAGCUGAGAAGCGAGCUUUCCAAGGCACAGUUGUCACAAUUGAGACCUUUUUAUCAUGGAAAGCCAAAUUUGAAGCAGAGAUGAUAGAACUAAAGAAGAAGAGGCAGAAGGAGGAGGAGCAGUCAGGAAAGAAAAAACUCACAGGAAAACAGCUCUUUGAGACAGACCAUAAUCUUGACACAUCAGAUAUCCAGUUCUUGGAGGACGGUGGGAACAGUGUGGAAGUGGACGAGUCACUUUUUCAAGAAAUGGAUGAUUUGGAUUUGGAUGAGGAUGACCCAGAUUUCGACCCACUGGACUUGGGUAGCGAUGAAGACUGAAUCCGACGUGAAUGAUGAAGACGCCAACAUCCUCUGUAGCAGCCUUGUGGACCAGGACUUGAGCUCAAUUCUACUAAACACAAACUCUUCUGUCACUACCAUCUAUAAUGCAGCGUAUUUUAUGAUAACCUCCAAACAUACCGUCAUUUGUACAACUAUUGCCAUUAAAAACCAACGACUUGUUCUCUUA
Danio rerio (zebrafish) is the source of this 994-nucleotide messenger RNA. RefSeq names its product RWD domain containing 1 (gene rwdd1). Gene Ontology annotation, biological process: androgen receptor signaling pathway. NCBI's taxonomy places the organism in Eukaryota, Metazoa, Chordata, Actinopteri, Cypriniformes, Danionidae. The record is from RefSeq and is marked validated. Gene Ontology annotation, cellular component: cytosol; cytoplasm.